Molecule: messenger RNA, 1026 nt
Organism: Salvelinus namaycush (lake trout)
Lineage: Eukaryota; Metazoa; Chordata; Actinopteri; Salmoniformes; Salmonidae
Product: collagen alpha-1(XIX) chain-like
Exons: 10
Coding region: 1-1026 (341 amino acids)
Source: RefSeq, a predicted model, not a curated record
AUGAGUUGCUUGCUAAAAUGGGCAGCUUUCCUCUGGAUCGUACAUACCAUUCCUUGCACUGUUGGAAUGGCAGUGAACGAAAGAAUAGACAACUCUAGAUGUCCUCCAUUGAAAGUAGACAAGGACCGGUUUUCCUACAGUUUAAAUGGUCCACAGCCAGAAUUCACCGGUUUUGAUCUGACAGAAAAGUUUCUCCUGAGAAAGGGGGCAGUGACAGAGGAGCGGCCAUCAUUCCGGCUGGGGAGCAGCCCCCUCAUCAAGCCAACAGAAUUGGUGUUCCCCAAUGGUCUGUCCAGUGAAUACUCUCUAGUGACCACCUUCCGGCUGAGGAAAACCACAAAGAAAGACCGCUGGUAUCUGUGGCAGAUAUUCGACCAGACGGGAGGUACCCAGGUGUCUGUAGUGUUGGACGGUGCUAAACGAGCAGUGGAGUUCUCAGCCCGGGGCCUUCUGAAGAACAGCCUCCACUACACCUUUAAGAGCCGAGACCUGCACACCCUGUUUGACCGCCAGUGGCACAAGCUGGGUGUGGCGGUCCAGAGCAGCAUCGUCUCCGUUUACAUGGACUGUAAACUAAUAGAGAGGAGGCUGACAGACGAGAAGGAUGAAAUCGACCCCAGCGGAUAUACGCUGAUUACAACCCGGGUGGAGGAUGGACGGCCUGUAGAUAUCGAACUGCAACAUAUCCUGAUCUACUGUGACCCAUACCUGGCUGAGAUGGAGAACUGCUGUGAGCAGGCAGGAUCUACGCUGGAGCAGGCCAGCUCCCCCAGAUGCUCUCCCAGCCCGUCCAGCCAGCCCAGGUCCAGCGGGUCCAGCAUUCCAGCAGUGGCAGAUGUCAAUGUUCAGCAGGAAAGGGUGAUCAAGGUCUACCAGGCUUGGCAGGACUUCCAGGACAGAAAGGAGAUCAAGGAGACAAGGGUGACCAGGGUGUUUCUGGCUUCCCAGGUCUGGAUGGUAUUCCUGGACAGAAGGGUGAAACGGGAUCAGCUGGGGAGCCUGGUGCGGAAGGGAAACCUGGAAUAA